Molecule: messenger RNA, 627 nt
Organism: Vicia villosa (hairy vetch)
Lineage: Eukaryota; Viridiplantae; Streptophyta; Magnoliopsida; Fabales; Fabaceae
Exons: 3
Coding region: 1-627 (208 amino acids)
Source: RefSeq, a predicted model, not a curated record
AUGGUUCGACAAUUCAUGAUCAAGCAGUGGAAUUCUGUGCAAUUACCUGAUAUUCUGUAUCAUGAUGAUGGCUACUUUAUUCUACGUUUCAAGAACUUUGAUGAAAAGGAGGAAAUUCUCAUGAACGGACCAUACACCAUCAAGAACAUGACUAUGUUGCUGAGAGAUUGGAGUCAUGAUUUCAACAUGAAGACGGAUAUGCUGCGCACUGUCCCUGUUUGGGUGAAACUGCCUAACUUGCCUCUGAGGCUAUGGGGUGCAAAGAGUCUUAAUAAGAUUUGGAUGAUGAUAGAAGUUGAUGCUACAAAACAAAUGCCCAAGGAAAUUACCAUCCGGAAUCAUGAGUGUACCCUGGUGCAGCAGGCCAUAGAAUAUGAGUGGUUACCUAAGUUCUGUGGGAGAUGCCAGACAUUUGGCCAUAACUUGGUGGAGAACACCAAUUUACCAGAGGUGGCUAGCAUAAAUGAUGAAGGAGCACUUGUUUGGGAAACACCAAAGCAGCGAUAUGGUAAGAGCACCAAUAGCAAGAACCCUCAGGAUAAACACAACGUGAUCUGUAGCAAUGGUUUCACUGCUCUAGGGGAUUUGGCUGAUCCAGUAGAGCACAUAACCAUUGAGCCAUGUUGA